Molecule: messenger RNA, 4951 nt
Organism: Coregonus sp. 'balchen'
Lineage: Eukaryota; Metazoa; Chordata; Actinopteri; Salmoniformes; Salmonidae
Source: the annotation of a GenBank genome assembly
UACGUGUGGGCCGCUGAGGAAAGAGGAAAGGAGCGGUGCUGGUCUGCAUGGGGCUUCCUGCGCUACGUUAUAAAGACUCCCCUCCCUCCGGCUAACCUCGACAGUCUUGCUCGGACAACUGUGGUAGGUUAUAUCUUAGCCUAGCUAUAUUGAGGAACCUGAUAGUUGAACUGAGGGUCGUGAGGUCAGCAUUGAGCACAUUGGUUCUCGUCCCUGCUGGUCGGGGUGAGUGGUUAACUAGAUGUUUUGUAGAUGUUAUUUAAGGGUUCGAUCAUGUUUUAUAAUGUUUAAUAACAUUUAGGGGUUGCCUGGAUUGGUGUGAUUGAAACUGGCGACAGGGAUGUUCAUUCAUGUACCAUCUUAUACCUCUUUUCUGUCUAAGUGUUCAUUUUUUCAACAUGGCUUCACCUGGAGGGUGAAUUAUGUGUGGAUAAGAAUCUAUUUUGUGGCUAAAUUUUUCCUACAACAUGACAGAUAUUUAGUUAUAUAAAUGGGGAUGUAUUGACAUUUCAAAGGUAUUUUUCAUUAUGUAAUGAGAUCCGUGUGUUGUGCAUAAAGGAAUGACAUUGUGUUUCAUAAUGUUGCAUUAUAUUUCAGUGUCGUCAUGUUUUGCUUCUUGCAGGUACGAGUAGGGAGCUGGUCUCACCUAACAGAGGCGUCCAGGAGACUGCCCUCUAUUUAUUCUCUAGUUGGUGUCUUCCUCAACAAGGUAGGUCAACGUGAGGGAGCAACACUUUGACUGGGACAGUAUAUUGUACAUUUUAGAAACUUCUAUAAAAUACCAGUAUGUUUUUUUCCUUCCUCUCCCAAACAAAAGAUGAGCAAGAUCCAGGUGGAGGGAUACCAGGUUGGAGGAAGGCGUGAGGUGAUGGGGUCUGAUGCGGCUGCUGCGGAGGGAUAUGUGAAGGAGUUUACGCGCCACUCCAACGACGUCCUGCUGAAUCUGAAUGAGCUGAGGCACCGGAACAUUCUGACCGAUGCCACCCUCAUGGUGGGCACUGCCCGGCUGCAGGCACACUGUGCUGUGCUCAUUGCCUGCAGGUCAGCUCAGAGGAUAAUAUGCAUUGUCAUUCUUGUUAUUUUUCUUCUUGUUCUUGUACUAAAUUGUGCAUUCUCUCUCUCUCUCUCUCUCUCUCUCUCUCUCUCUCUCUCUCUCUCUCUCUCUCUCUCUCUCUCUCUCUCUCUCUCUCUCUCUCUCUCUCGCUCUCUCUCUCGCUUCCUCAGUGGGUUCUUCUACUCCCUGUACUCCAGUCGUGUGUCCUCCACCGUACGGAGUGGUGCUGGUGCUGGAGGCCAGGCCCUGACCCUGUCUCUCCCUGACUCCCUGGACCCCUCCAGCGUCUCCUUGCUCCUGGAUUUCAUGUACACCUCCCGGCUGCCCCUCACAUCACGCACCGUCCCCGGGGUGCUCUCCGUCGCCACCUACCUGCAGAUGGACCAUGUGGCCGACACCUGCAGGGCUUUCAUGUUACACAGGUGAGCCCCUUUUUUCUAGAAGUCUAUGGGUGAGCCUUGGGGGGUGGGAGGGGAGAGAGUGGUGAUGCUAGCUAACAGGAUUAACUAAAAUCACCCAUGGGAAAAUGAAUUUACUGAAAGACUAUGUCAGCUAGAGACUUUGGGGUAGACUUGAAUAGGCAGUUAGCUGUAAAUGUUUUAAGCUUUAAAUAGGCUUCAAAGUCUCUCCGACAGGCGCCAUGGCUGCUGGUCGAAACUAUGUUAAAGAAUCAUUUACCUAUGGUCUACAGUUAAUUGGUUUUGACUGGCAAUACCUGACAGUUCCUUUUGUUUCCCCAUACAGUGAGAGGAUGAGAGGGACGCCCCCUCAAGUGGAGCUGGACUCCACGGUGUCUGCAGUGUCUGUAGCACUCUCAGGGGGAGUUCCUCCCAAUCCCCCCCUCAAUGGAAGACCCCGCCCGUCUGUUCUCGCUGUCUCCACCCCCUCACAGCCCGCAGCGGUGGCUGAGGGACGUAUUUACCCUAUCUCGGCCAGGUGAGAGAGAGAUAGAGAGAGGGAGGGUGGGUGUGUGUGUGUGUGUGUGUGUGUGUGUCUUUCUCUUUGCCAGUACCAUGUGUGUGUUUGUCUCUAUGUGCCAUUGUCUAUGUUCAGUUUUCUCAUUACAUGAGUUCCUUUUUUUCUCCUUCAGGGUCCCUGGAGACAUCCAGGCCUCUCUGCAGCCAGGGACUUUCCUGACCCAUAAGCCCAGGUCAAAGGAACUAAAGCUGGAGCCUGAAUCGCCCCUCCCCACCCCCUCUCCAGAAAGCCCAUCCCGCUCCAGCUGCCAGCCCAACUCUCCCGCUGAGUCCAACACCUGUAACCUGGGUGAACCCAAGCGCAGCCCUGACCCUAAGGCUUGCAACUGGAAGAAAUACAAGUACAUCGUCCUCAACCCUCUCUGUGCCGUAACCACGGUGAAGGGAGAGGAGCCUGAGGAGGUCCAGCAGCAGCUUGGGCACAACCCCACCUCUGAUAGGAUGGAGGUUACAUUGAAGCCAGCUAUAGAGGUGUGGCCAGGGGAAGGAUCCGGCCAAAAUGACAGGUGUGUUGUCAAUAUUAUGCAUAUUAUGCAAUACAGGUAUUUUAAAACCUUUUUCUAAACCAACAAGUCACAUUGACAAAAUAAACUUUCUAAGGAAUACCUUGUCUGUCCAAGGAGAUAGUUUAAGUUGGCACUGAUGUUGACAACAUGACUAUGUUCUGUCUUCCAGGCAAGGGCAGGCCUCCUGCUAUGAUGUCCCUGGCCGUAGCCCUCCUCUGGUGCCCCACAUAGGGCUGCCAGCCCACCAUGUGGACCACCCCAUGGAGCCCCCCACCCACAAGGAAGGAAGAGGUACUACAACUUUACUACCUCGGCAGCAGCAAAUAUGACAUAUAGAACAUUUAUUUUCUCCAUCUAAACAGUGAGAGAUCAUAAUUGUGUUAUAUGCUUACAAUAUACAUACAUUGAUAUGUGUCAUAUGUAAAUAUAUGAGAUACGUAUUGGUAUAUAUUCUCUGCCCCUCCCUCUCAGCCUCGCCUUGCUAUCUGGCACCCCGCCCAUUGGAGCCAGAAGCCGCCCAUCACUGCCAACACCCAAUCAAGCACGAGAAUUACAGCUUGCCAUUCUGUUACUCUGGCAACCUGAGCGUGAUAAAGGCUGUCUGCACAGGUGAGGCAGUUAACCAAUCACAUCUGAUGAUGUGGUCAUUUGACACACACACCUCCAUGACAUGAUGUUUGAGUGCCAUUUAUCAUCAUAGUAACGAACGGAGGGAUUGCAGCAGUUUGGACAGUUAGGCAUUAUGAUAAUGGCCCCUGAUUACAGUUGAUUAUCGCCACAGGUAGUUGAUGUGUGUGUGUUUCAUUGAACUUCUCUUUCCCUUCUUUUCCAGCCCCCGCUGCAGGCGACAAGCCAUACCGCUGCAACGUGUGUGGCGCCCAGUUCAACCGGCCCGCCAACUUGAAGACUCACUCCCGCAUACACUCUGGAGAGAAGCCCUACCACUGUGAUACUUGCGGGGCCCGAUUCGUUCAGGUGAGGACCCACCACUGAUGAGGGAAAGGGGUUGAACAGAGGAUGUGUGGCAGGGAAGGAAUCUGUGUGUAUGUGUGUGUGUGUGUGUGUGUGUGUGUGCAGGAACAAAGUGUAACGUCAAAGUAAAAUUGACAGUUUAUGUUAUAGCUAUGCCAUGUUAUGUUAUGUUAUACGUUAUUUAUCAAUGUUCAUUUGGCUGACCUGUGCGUGUGUGUUAUCCUACAGGUGGCCCACCUGCGGGCCCAUGUUCUGAUUCACACAGGGGAGAAGCCCUAUCCCUGUCACACCUGUGGCACUCGCUUCCGUCACCUGCAGACCCUGAAGAGCCACCUGCGUAUUCACACUGGCGAGAAGCCUUACACUGUGAGUAUAUUACUCACACAUUACAAAGAACUGCAUUGUUGGUUAAGGGCUCGUAAGUAAGCAUUUCACAGUAAGGUCUACACCUGUUGUAUUGAAUUUGAUUUGACACACAUACGUGUGCAGACACAGGCACACACAUGCACGCAGGCACGCACACCUCUUGUGUUUGACCUCUUGCAAUACAAACAGUUGUUCCAUGAUGAAAUAGAUUGUUUGUCUGUUUAGAACCAUCAACAACAUUAUGAUGCCAUGACCUUGCCCUCUCCCCUCCCCUCUCUCUCCCAGUGUGAGAAGUGUGACCUGCACGUCCGCCACAAGAGCCAGCUGCGUCUCCACCUGAGGCAGAAGCACGGCGCCGUCACCAACACCAAGAUCCGCUACAAGGUCCUUGCCGACCCCUACCAGCCCAUCCUGCAGGCCUGUUAAAGGUCCUCCCUGUGAACCCAGACCUUUAACCUCUAACCCCAAACCCAAUAGAUACCAGCCAUGACCCCAACAUUUCUGUCAAUCAAAUCAUGAUUGUUUCUGUUUCCACCCUAGUUUCUCUUGUGUUAUUAUGGUCCAUGGUUGCGUCUCAAAUGGCACCCUAUACUUUAUAUAGUGGACUUCUUUUGACCAGGGUUAAUAGGGCCAAUAGGGAAUAGGGUGCCGUUCGAGACUGCCUGUCUGUAUUUUUCUCAAGUAUGUUUCACCCACUGGCUAGGAAGACCAUUAUAACACCUACACAUAAUUUGGAAGUACAUGUGUCCUGUAUGUGAAGCCAAUCAAGCCAUGAUGUUCUAAUAUGAUUUGGGAAAGACGGCAGGACCAGAGAUUUGAGCUGAUAUGUAGAUAGCAUGCUGAUGCCUCUUCUCUACAUGCUGUCAGUGAGGUAUUGGGCUGCAGGCUGUCUCAGGUCCAUAUGCGUUAGGUCAGUAUGAUGUGGAUCUUGUCAAGAGAGCUGACGAGAGUUACUCGGAGUAGUAUGGUAUGUUGUAUCCCAUCAGUUAUUUUGGAGUUGAAAGAAAUUCACGAAUUUUGAGGGUAUGAGUAGAGAGAGAGAGAGACAAAGAGAGAGAGAGAGAGAGAGAGAUACA